Durio zibethinus is the source of this 542-nucleotide messenger RNA. NCBI's taxonomy places the organism in Eukaryota, Viridiplantae, Streptophyta, Magnoliopsida, Malvales, Malvaceae. The record is from RefSeq and is a predicted model, not a curated record.
UGUUAUGCAAGUUAGGUUAUUACUUGGUUAAACUUGUAUAAAUAAACCCAUGCGCUCAGUCUUUGUUUAUCAACCACUAAAGAUGCAUAGAAGUGCUGUACAAAUUUUGGUGUCCUUGGCUGAUUUUCUGUUUUCUCACCAUGGAGGAUAAUGUAUUAAUGUCAAAUGCAACAGUGGCCAAGAAAACAAGAAGUAGUCGAGGUCGUCAACGAAUUGAAAUCAAGAAACUGGAAGACGAAAGCAAACGUCAAGUCACUUUCUCCAAACGUAGAAGAGGGUUGUUCAAUAAAGCUAAAGAGCUUUCCACAUUGUGCGGGGUAGAAGUUGGUAUCCUCACGUUACCAAAAUCUGGAAGAGUAUACACCAAUGAUAAUGUGAAAGCAGUUCUUGAUCGAUAUCUAGUCAAGUCAUCUGGUCAGGGUAAUUAUUCAUGGAUAAAGCAGAAAGAAGUUAAAGAAGAUAUUAGUGGUGGGUUUUGGUUGUAUCAGUCGAUUGAGAACAUGGGUCUGGUGGAACUGCUGGAAUAUGCGAUGGCGCUUUAA